Molecule: messenger RNA, 5053 nt
Organism: Canis lupus familiaris (dog)
Lineage: Eukaryota; Metazoa; Chordata; Mammalia; Carnivora; Canidae
Gene: FGFR1
Product: fibroblast growth factor receptor 1
Exons: 18
Coding region: 323-2791 (822 amino acids)
Biological process (GO): protein phosphorylation; fibroblast growth factor receptor signaling pathway; multicellular organism development
Cellular component (GO): signaling receptor complex; membrane
Molecular function (GO): fibroblast growth factor receptor activity; fibroblast growth factor binding; ATP binding
Source: RefSeq, a predicted model, not a curated record
CGGAGCGUCUGGCCCGGCCCGGCCCGGAGUCGCCGUCGGGUCUCUGGCCACCCGCUGGUGGCCUCCUGCUCGCCUUUCCACCCUCCCCGAGCGAGCCGGGGCGCAGCUGCGGGGGACGCGCGAGGGGCGCGGAUGCUCUUGCCGCCGGGGGCUCUCCCUGUGCGUUUGAAGGGAGUUAGUGGGCCGCGGCCCCUGGAAGCUAACGUGGGACAAUCUGCUUCUUAACGGCUCCAGAGUCAGCUUGAAGAGGAAGAUCAAGCUCAGGACGGAGUCCCCAUGGAGGUGUGGAGCCUGGUCACCAACCUCUAACUGCAGAACUGGGAUGUGGAGCUGGAAGUGCCUCCUCUUCUGGGCUGUGCUGGUCACAGCCACACUGUGCACUGCCAGGCCGGCCCCGACCUUGCCUGAACAAGCCCAGUCCUGGGGAGCCCCUGUGGAAGUGGAGUCCUUCCUGGUCCACCCUGGUGACCUGCUGCAGCUUCGCUGUCGGCUGCGGGACGAUGUGCAGAGCAUCAACUGGCUGCGGGACGGGGUGCAGCUGGUGGAGAGCAACCGUACCCGCAUCACGGGGGAGGAGGUGGAGGUGCGGGAUUCCGUGCCUGCUGACUCCGGCCUCUACGCUUGUGUGACCAGCAGUCCCUCGGGCAGUGACACCACCUACUUCUCCGUCAAUGUCUCAGAUGCUCUCCCCUCCUCAGAGGACGACGAUGAUGAUGAUGACUCCUCUUCAGAGGAGAAAGAGACAGAUAACACCAAACCAAACCGUAUGCCCGUGGCUCCGUACUGGACAUCCCCAGAAAAGAUGGAAAAGAAAUUGCACGCGGUGCCGGCUGCCAAGACCGUGAAGUUCAAAUGCCCUUCCAGUGGGACUCCCAACCCCACGCUGCGCUGGUUGAAAAAUGGCAAAGAAUUCAAACCUGACCACAGGAUUGGAGGCUAUAAGGUCCGUUACGCCACCUGGAGCAUCAUAAUGGACUCCGUGGUGCCUUCUGAUAAGGGCAACUACACCUGCAUUGUGGAGAACGAAUAUGGCAGCAUUAACCACACCUACCAGCUCGAUGUCGUGGAGCGGUCCCCUCACCGGCCCAUCCUGCAGGCGGGGCUGCCUGCCAACAAGACAGUGGCCCUGGGCAGCAAUGUGGAGUUCAUGUGUAAGGUGUACAGUGACCCACAGCCGCAUAUCCAGUGGCUCAAGCACAUCGAGGUGAAUGGGAGUAAGAUUGGUCCCGACAACCUGCCUUAUGUCCAGAUCUUGAAGACUGCCGGAGUUAAUACCACCGACAAAGAGAUGGAAGUGCUUCACUUAAGGAAUGUCUCCUUUGAGGACGCGGGGGAGUAUACGUGCUUGGCGGGUAACUCUAUCGGACUCUCCCAUCACUCUGCAUGGUUGACCGUUUUGGAAGCCCUGGAAGAGAGGCCAGCAGCGAUGACCUCGCCCCUAUACCUGGAGAUCAUCAUCUACUGCACAGGGGCCUUCCUCAUCUCCUGCAUGGUGGGCUCUGUCAUCAUCUACAAGAUGAAGAGUGGCACCAAAAAGAGCGACUUCCACAGCCAAAUGGCUGUGCACAAGCUGGCCAAGAGCAUCCCUCUGCGCAGACAGGUAACAGUGUCGGCCGAUUCUAGUGCAUCCAUGAACUCUGGGGUUCUGCUGGUUCGGCCCUCACGUCUCUCCUCAAGUGGAACACCCAUGCUGGCUGGGGUCUCUGAAUAUGAGCUUCCCGAAGACCCUCGCUGGGAACUGCCUCGAGACAGGCUGGUUUUAGGCAAACCCCUGGGAGAGGGCUGCUUUGGGCAGGUGGUAUUGGCAGAAGCCAUUGGGCUGGACAAGGACAAACCCAACCGUGUGACCAAAGUGGCCGUGAAGAUGUUGAAGUCGGAUGCUACAGAGAAAGACCUGUCAGACCUGAUCUCAGAAAUGGAGAUGAUGAAGAUGAUCGGAAAGCACAAGAACAUCAUCAACCUGCUGGGGGCGUGCACGCAGGACGGUCCCUUGUAUGUCAUCGUGGAGUAUGCUUCCAAAGGCAACUUACGGGAGUACCUGCAGGCCCGGAGGCCUCCUGGGCUGGAGUACUGUUACAAUCCCAGCCACAACCCAGAGGAGCAGCUCUCCUCCAAGGACCUGGUAUCCUGCGCCUAUCAGGUGGCCCGAGGCAUGGAAUAUCUCGCCUCAAAGAAGUGCAUACACCGAGACCUGGCUGCCAGGAAUGUGCUGGUGACGGAGGACAACGUGAUGAAGAUCGCAGACUUUGGCCUUGCAAGGGACAUUCACCACAUCGACUACUAUAAAAAGACAACCAACGGCCGGCUGCCUGUGAAGUGGAUGGCACCUGAGGCCUUGUUUGACCGGAUCUACACCCACCAGAGUGACGUCUGGUCUUUUGGGGUGCUCCUUUGGGAAAUCUUCACUCUGGGAGGCUCCCCGUAUCCUGGUGUGCCUGUGGAGGAGCUUUUCAAGCUGCUGAAGGAGGGUCAUCGAAUGGACAAGCCCAGUAACUGCACCAAUGAGCUGUACAUGAUGAUGCGGGAUUGCUGGCAUGCAGUGCCCUCUCAGAGACCUACCUUCAAGCAGCUGGUGGAAGACCUGGAUCGCAUCGUGGCCUUGACCUCCAACCAGGAGUACCUGGACCUGUCAGUGCCCCUGGACCAAUACUCUCCAAGCUUCCCUGACACCCGAAGCUCCACCUGCUCCUCGGGGGAGGAUUCCGUCUUCUCUCAUGAGCCGUUGCCUGAGGAGCCGUGUCUGCCCCGACACCCAGCCCAGCUUGCCAAUGGCGGACUCAAACGACGCUGACUAGCACCCCCGUCCCUCCUGCCCAGACCCCCUCAUCAGCUGUCACCCUCACCCCCCACCCCUCCCUCCCUGUGGGACUCACGGCCUUCCCCUCUGCCCCUUUCCUGCUGGCAGGAGCCAGCUACCUACCUGAGGCCUUCACCCCAUGGAGUUCACCUCUCCGUCCUCCUCCUCUCAACCUGCUUGUGAGAGAGAAGAGCAGAGAGGCAGGUACUUGCUCAUGGCCACUUCGUUCCCUCCCACGUGUUGGACCAAGACCCCUCCCGCCACCUGGCUCCGCCCAGAGGGCUAGGGAGUGGGAGCCAAGCCAAGCAGGCACUCAAGCGAGAGCUGAGCUUUCCUGCAUUGGUUUUGUCUGCUUCCAGUAACCUGUAAGCCUGAGUUCUGAUGGCAAGGGGCCUCGUCCUCAGGGCCAAAGCAGUAGCGAGGGGAGGCCAGUGCUUCCAGGCCUCGGCUGACGGGCCUCGGCUGAAGGCAACCUCUGCUCCAGAUAGAUGGUGCCAGUGGCUUAUUAAUUCCGAUACUAAUUUGCUUUGCUGACCAAAUACCUGGUACCAGAGGGUGGGGAGGCAGAGGCAGGGAGCAGUGUCGUGGCCCUGGGGCCCAGCCCCAAAUGGGGGGCAUUGUACAUAGCUAUGAAGAAAACACAAAGUGUAUAAAUCUGAGUAUAUAUUUACAUGUCUUUUUAAAAGGGUCGUUACCAGAGAUUUACCCCUUGGGUAAGAUGCUCCUGGUGGCUGGGAGGCAUCAGUUGCUAUAUAUUAAAAACAAAGAAAAAAGAAAAAAAAAAGGAAAAUGUUUUUAAAAAGGUCAUAUAUUUUUUGCUACUUUUGCUGUUUUAUUUUUUUAAAUUAUGUUCUAAACCUAUUUUCAGUUUAGGUCCCUCAAUAAAAAUUGCUGCUGCUUCAUUUUUAUAUGGGCUGUGUGACAAGGGAGAGGAUGUCAGCUGAGAAGGAAAAAGCCCGGUGGUCCCCUGGAGCCGUUUCUGUCCAGAGGGCGCCCUGGCUCCCUGCAGUGCCCUCCUAACCUCUUCCCCUUAGGUCCUGACACCAAGACCUCCAGGACAAAUCUCCUACCACUCUGAUGCUUUUUUGGGAAGGUGGGAAAGGACGUCUGUGUAGGGGGCAGGAACCUCCUGUCAGUGCCCUGGAGGCACUGGGCCCAGAGCCAAGGCCCCAGGCCCUCAACCACAGAGUGUUUCCUCAGAGAAGACGGGUGGGUGUGGGUGGGGCUGGAGGGUCAGGAGGGGUGCUGGGGGCCUACCUGGGAAUAGCCGAGGGGGGAGAGCUAAAGUGAUUUAAGGGGAAAUCUAAGGAUCACGGGACCAAGGGCCUGAGGAAACUCAAAUCCAGAGUUCCGUCUAGCCCUUUACGUGGGUGUGGUUUUGUCUGUGCUUCUGUGUGAGGAAAAACUUGUCACCUAAAAACUUGUCAUCAGUUUGACAUUCGUUCAGCUUCAUGUUUCUCGGCUUACUCUGGUCACGAUUCCCACAGCCACCCCCCACUUCACACACACACCCCCAUUCUAUCUGUAUCUGUGACCAGACUUCAUGUGUUGGAACUAUCGCAGAUCUUGGCUUCCUGUAGUCCUUCCUGUACAAACUCCACCCCAUCCCCCAGGAAAAGGGGGAAAAAUUCUCUGAAUGUUUGCGUUUUGGCUGCUUGGAAAUGUGCUUUCUCUGCCCCCUGCUGGUGAUCCCUGCGCUCUGCACGAGGAUCUCUGCUCCUCAGACCUCAGCGCGGACCCUGCUAGAACCCUGCCCCGCCCCUAGAGCUGACUCACUUCUGCGGGAUUACGCUAAAUACAAAAGAGCGUGAUCCGCUUGCAUUUCCUUUCUGAGCUAGCUAGCUAUUUGGGGCAGCUGCAGUGUUGGCCACUGUUGUAAGUUCUCUUUUAUCCUUGUGUCUCUCUGUAAAUAUGCGUCUGUCAACAUAUUACAGUUUGUGUUUAAAGAAGGCAUAAUUUGGUGAACAGAGCCAAGAACUGAAUUUCUGCUCUUAAAAUCAUUUGCUUUGAGACCUUAGAGUGGUGUCUUUUCCUUGUAAAACCCUAAUGAUGAUUUCUGCCUUGGCCCUCUCUUGAAGCGAUGUCACGGGCAUGGAUGAAGGAUCUUUAAAGGGCUUUAAGCGCCUGCGGGAAAGAUGCCGGAGAAAUACAAGGCACUGUUGUUAUAACCGUGAUGUCCUUGCUGUUACUACUCAAAUCACCCACAAAUUUCCCAAGAGACUGAGCUGGCUGUCAAAUAAAAGAUAGUAAAAUUGA